Messenger RNA from Folsomia candida, 837 nucleotides. RefSeq lists its product as uncharacterized. Lineage: Eukaryota; Metazoa; Arthropoda; Collembola; Entomobryomorpha; Isotomidae. Bases 332 to 736 code for a protein of 134 amino acids. The record is from RefSeq and is a predicted model, not a curated record. The transcript has 4 exons.
UGGAGUGGAAAUCCCUCUAAUCAGUUAGAAUCAGAACAAGACACAAUAAUUGCUGUGCGUUGGUCAAUGUACCUGUGUCAUGAUGCAUUCUGAUACUUGAGAAGUCAGCUAAAAGCACUUAUCCUUGUUUUGUCCGGAACCCAACACAAGCCAAACCACAGAUUUAUAAGUAGCCUAGUCAUCAUGCGAGGCGUGAUAAGGUCGUUGCCAAUUUGAAAGCGCUUUCCCUGAUCUUCUGUGGGUAUAUAAUAUUUGAAUUUGGGCAUAUUUCAAAAGUGCGAACAAAAAUCUCGUCUAUUUUCUCGAGUUCAAUAGACAGAAACCAAAUAAUAUGAGAACCUCAACGAUUGUGGGUACUGUAGUGGUGGUCCUGACUUUUUUGUUUGGGCAAAGUUGGGGUCAACAGGGGACGUGUGGUGGGGACUGUUUGUUCUCUGAGGAUUGUGCCCUCGAAGCUGGCGAUUUGACAUGCAGAUGCAGCUAUUUCCAUUGCAAAACAAUCCCUGAAGGAACCUGUGGUGGAGGCUGCAUUUCCGAUUAUCAAUGUUCGAGAUGGGCUGGUGAUGACAAUUGCAUUUGUGGAACUCUAUUCGAAUGCGUUCGCAGAUCUGAGCUGGAAACCCCAGGAUAUAAAGCUUUUGCAAACUUUAUGUUAUCUAUUCGAGGGGCCUCAUACCAAACUAAAGUGGCAAAUAAGCUUAAACUUUAUCGCAAAAGAGAAGAUAAAGAUCACUGAAACCUAACUAGGACAAAGACUGGACAUGGCAUGGGCUAUCCUUCCUCCGACAUACCCCGUAAAACGCGUUGUGUUGAAUAAAUAAAUGUGGUAAUUCCUAA